AUGGAUCCUCAGCAGCCCGUUUUCAGCCUGAUGAAGCGGUUCUGUCCUUGUCUCAGUCUUCUACCGCUGCCAAGUCAGGACUGGAGCAAGAGUGACGAAAGGCUCCUGCAGGCUGUGGAACAGAACGAACCCGACAAAGUUUCUGCACUUAUUGUGAAAAAAGGUCUCUGUCCCACCAAGCUGGAUGCUGAGGGCAAGUCAGCUUUCCACCUCUGUGCAUCCAAAGGCCGCUUAGAUUGCCUGGAGGUGAUCAUCGUUCACGGCGCAGACCUCAGUGUCACUGAUGGGGCCGGCCUCAGCGCUCUUCACCUUGCUGCCAAAAAUGGCCAGUCAGAGUGUUUAAGGAGACUGUUGCAGGAAAGGUUGGCAGUAGAUUGUACAGACAGAAUUGGCAGGACUCCACUUCAUCAUGCAGCGAUCAGUGGCUGCUUGUUGUGCACGGAGACCUUGUGGGACUUCAAAGCCAACCUGGACAUCCAGGACAGUGAGGGGGUCACUCCGCUGAUCUUAGCGGCACAGAUGAGCAUGGUGGAGCUGUGCGUCUUUCUGUUGCGUCGAGGUGCCAAUGCAAACAUACAGGACAACCAAGGCAGGUCUGCUCUGAUGCUGGCCUGUGAGAGUGACAGCAUUGAGACUGUUGAGGCUUUCCUGAGACGGGGGGCCAACACACAGCUGGUUGACUCCCUCGGGCACAAAGCUGUUGACUACAGCCUAACCACAGGCAACCAACGCAUCAUCCAGAUGUUACAGGACGGAGUACCUCCAGCUCCUGAGGGCACAGGUGAAGAGCCCAUUCAAAUCCCCUCCGGCGCCUCAUCAGUGGAAGGGGGGACUACCCUCCGUAAGCGGAAAGCCCCUCCACCGCCACGCGCUCCACUCCAGAUCCAGGAUUUGCAACCUUCUGCUCAGUCUGCAGCUCCAGCUCCCCCUGCCCAGUCUCCUGUGCCCUCAAAGUCCAAGUCUCCCUCCCCCCUGCCACAAGAAAGCCAGCAACCAGUUCAGGCAGAGGACGAGGAGGUGUUUGAGGAGAUCCGACGGCUGCGCCUUGAGAGAGGCCGCCUCCUUCAGAAGAUCAAAGCCUUGGAGCAGCAGCAACAAAGCGCCCUCUCUGCGUUGGAGGAGCUGUCCCACUUAAAGCAGCGCCUGGCAGAAGCCGAGGCAGAGAGGGACAAGUUGCUCGAAGAGCUUAAGAGGAGCCAUGUCGUUGGGGCCAGUGACUCUGAGGACAUGGAUGAAAUGCUGGAUUUUCCAGAGAAACUGCUCUCUAAGCGCUCCAGAGCAUCCCCUGCUCAGGACGAGGCCACUUCCCAAGCAGACACGGACUCGGCCAGCCCCUCACCUGGUCUUGCAGACCCGGGAACAGUUGCUGAGCUGCGUAAGCAAAUAGAGGAACUAAUGUCACAGAACUCAGAGCUCGUUCUUAAAGUGCAGAUGCUGGAGAUGUUUGAGAAAGAUGACACCGACAUGCAGGCUCCAAGCCUGGACUCAGUCCCUAUGGCUCAGUACGAGACCCUGAGGAAGGAGUUUGAAACCCUCCAGGAACGCCUCUCACAGGCUCAGGCUUCUCUGGAGGUCUCCGGAGUGUCUGAGGAGCAUGAUGAGACAUCUCAGGAAGAAGACGCAGUUGUGGAAAGCACAGACGCUCUGAAAGAAAAGCUGCAUGAACUGGAGGAGCAGUUGGCCUCCUCCCAGUCUGAGCUAGAGGAGCUAAAGGAGCAGAUGCGCCUUGGAGUGCUUUCUGUGGAUUGCAUUGAAGAAAAUAUAGCCACAACAGUUGCUGGGGCUGCAGACGAUGAUGGCGCGAGCCAGGAGGCGCAGCAGCUGAAAGCCAGGGUGACAGAGUUAGAGGAGAGGCUUGCUGGGAGGCAGGGCGAGGCCGAGGGUCAGACCAGUGACACAGUCCAACAGCUGACAGAGCAAGUGAAGGAACUCCAGGCUGCUCUGACCCAGAAAGAGUCUGUGCUAAAGCAACAGAAAGGCAAAGGAGGAGAGACAGAAACUGUGACGUUGCUCCGUGACAAAGUUGCUGAACUGGAGGCAGUCCUGGCAGAGAGCAGGUCAUCAGGGAAAGAGGGAGAAACAGCUGGAAAUGGAGAUCAGGUUCUUCGGCUUCAGGAGCAUUUGGCUGAGCUGCAGGGAGAACUCAGGAAGUGUGUCCCCCGCUCCGAGCUGGAGGAGGUUCAGGUGACUCUCAGACUUCAGUGUGAGCAGCUAGCUAGGGAGAGAGCAGAUGUGGCAAGGAGACUCAACAACGCCCUUCUAGAGCUGGAGAGACUCAAACCUCCUGCAAGUGGAGAUGAUGACGAGGAGGAGGAGGAAGAGCAUUCAGAGAGCUCCGAGCCCUCUGUCAUGUCAGAACACUCCAGACAAGCAUUGGCAAAAGUUCGAGAAGAACUGGAGGUGGCCAGGCAGGAAGCAGCCCAGGCUCUGGACUAUCUGUGUGCGGAGCGGGAGGGCCGGGCACAGGAACUCCUGCAGCUGAAAGACGCUGUGCCACUAUCGAAACAUAAAGAGGCACUCUCUGCAAUAUCUGAGCAGUUAGCUCAGACGCUGCAGGAGCUCCAAGAGGAGAAAAUCUUACGGGCACAAGCUGAGGAAAGGGUUGCCAGUCUAGAAGCCAAAGUAUCGUCCACACAGGACUUCAUUUCUAAAGAGGAGCUUGAAAAGGUCAAAGAGGAGCUGCAGCGCGACCUGCAGGCCUGUGAGAGUAAGGCAGCAGCAGCGCAGGACGCUCUGAGCGACAAGGAGACGGAGCUGAGAGAGCUGAAGUCCCAGAAAGCUGCAGAACAAGGUCUGAUCUCGAAGGAGGAACACGAGGCCUUGCGGCUCUCUUUGCAGGCAGAGAUCAACGCCAGCACAGCACGCUUCAACGAUCUCACUCGGAAACAUGAGAAAACGUGCACUGAGGUAUUUCAGGUUCAGAGAGAGGCACUGUUCCAUAAAAGCGAGCGGCAGGCAGCAGAGUCCCAGCUGACCUCAGUGCAGCAACAUCUCUCUCAACUCCAGGCCCAGUCUAGUCACAUCCAGGAGCUCCACAAAGACAUCCAGGAUUCCCAGGGCCUCAUCAAAGAGAAGGACCGCAAGAUAACAGAGCUGUCCAAGGAAGUGUUUCGACUAAAAGAGGCGUUGGGAGCUCUGUCACCUCCUCUUGGGAUCACAUCUUCCUCUUCUAUCCAACAUUCUAACCCUGGACAGCAGAUGGCGCUGCAGAACAGGAUAUCUAUCCUCACUCAACAGCUGCAGGACUGGGAGAGGAAACACAAACAAGUUGUGGCUGUGUAUCGCUCUCAUUUACUGUCAGCUGUACAGGGUCACAUGGACGAAGAAGUGCAGCGUCUGCUACUUCAGAUCCUGAGGAUGACACAACAGGGCUACUGA
Messenger RNA from Nematolebias whitei (Rio pearlfish), 3378 nucleotides. It is a transcript of the gene ankrd24, whose product is annotated as ankyrin repeat domain 24. The record is from RefSeq and is a predicted model, not a curated record. Gene Ontology annotation, molecular function: actin binding. NCBI's taxonomy places the organism in Eukaryota, Metazoa, Chordata, Actinopteri, Cyprinodontiformes, Rivulidae. The transcript has 22 exons. Bases 1 to 3378 code for a protein of 1125 amino acids.